CGCGUUCGACUUGUUCCAAGUAGAGUAGAGGGGGUGCCGACCCUACCGAAGGAGGCAUAGCUCUGCUUUGCUUGCACAGAGGCUUCCAGAGUGGAGUAAAGAAUGGCUGUUGAACAUCCACAAGGCUCCUGCAAGGGAUUUGUGCUAUUCAGGGAUGUGUCUAUAGACUUUUCUCAGGAAGAGUGGGAAUGCCUGGACUCAACUCAAAGGAAUUUGUACAAAUAUGUAAUGUUGGAGAAUUAUAGCAACCUGGUCUCAGUCGGUCUUUGCAUUCCCAAGCCAGAUGUGAUCUCUUUAUUGGAGCAAGGGAAGGAGCCUUGGAGUGUUUUUGACAGUGAGCUGACAAGAGGCCUGUACCUAGAAUAUAAAUCUAGGUGUGAGAACAAGAAAUUAUCUCUGAAAAAGGGUAACUAUAAAAUAGAUUCAUCCCAGUGGGUUAUAAUGGAAGGAUUUACAAAGCAUGGACUUAAACAGGGAUCUCAGGAAAGACAUUUUAGCCAAAUCUCAUGUACCUCUGAAGACAUAUCCCCUUUCAUUCAGCAAACAUCUCUCCCUCUACAUCGAACAUUUAAUACCAAAGAGAAAUCUUAUGAAUGCCAAAAACAUAAAAAUGCCUAUGGACAGGACUCAAAACUUACUACACAUCAAGAAGGUCAUAAUGGUGAGAAAUUCUAUGACUAUAAGGAAUAUGGGAACACCCUUAGUAGAACUUCAAAACUUAGUUCAUAUCAUUCAGUGCAUAUUGGUAUGAGACCCUAUGAAUGUGAGGAAUGUAGGAGGUCUUUGAAUAGUGACUCGGACUUUAUGCAACAUCAGAUAAAUUUUACUAGGGAGAAAUCUAAUGAAUUUAGGAAAAGUGGGAAGGCCUUUACUAAUGCCUCACAGUUUUUUCUACAUCAUAGCAUUCAUACAAGUGAGAAACACUUUAAAUGUAAGGAGUGUGUUAGAGAAUUUAGUAAUGGUACAGCCCUUAUUCGUCAUCAGAGGAUUCAUACUGGUGAAAAACCUUAUGAGUGUAAUGAGUGUGGGAAGGCUUUUAGCACUAUUUCAAUAUUUAGAGUACAUCAGAGGAUUCACACAGGUGAGAAACCCAAUGAAUGUAAAGAAUGUGGAAAAGCCUUUCGUCAUUCCUCAUACCUUACUCAACACCAAAGAAUUCAUACCGGUGAGAAACCUUAUAAAUGUAAGUAUUGUGUUAGAGCAUUUAGUAAUGUUUCGGCCUUUAUUCGGCAUCAGAGGAUUCAUACUGGUGAGAAACCCUACAAAUGUAAGGAAUGUGGAAGAGCCUUUAGUACUGGCUCAAUCCUUACAGCACAUCAGAGAAUUCACUCAGGUGAGAAACCCUAUUUAUGUAAGGAAUGUGGGAAGGCCUUUCGUCAGUCUUCAGACCUUACUCAACAUCACAGAAUUCAUACUGGUGAGAAACCCUAUGAGUGUAAGGAAUGUGGAAGGGCCUUUCGUCGUUCAUCAGAACUUUCUCGACACAAGUUAAUUCAUGCUGAUGAGAAAUUGUAUGAAUGUAAGGAAUGUGGAAAGAUAUUGAGUAGAGAUUCAAUACUUAUACAACAUCAGAAAAUUCACACUGGUGAGAAAGCCUGGGAAUGUAAUGAAUGUGGAAGAGUUUUUACUUGUGCAACAUACCUGACCCGGCAUCAGCGAAUUCAUACUGGUAAUAAACCAUAUACUUGUAACAAAUGUGGAAAAGCCUUUCUUCGUUCUUCAGACCUUAUUCUGCAUCAAAGAAUUCAUACUGGUGAGAAACCCUAUGAGUGUAAGGAAUGUGGGAAGGCUUUUGCAAGAGGCUCAAAUCUUAAUCGCCAUCAAAAAGUUCAUAAUGGUAAGAAAUAGUAUGAAAGUAAGCUUUGUAAGACCUUUAAGCAUGUCUUUCAGGUAACAUGACAUGAAAGAGAAAUCUUAGAAAUGUAAUAGGAGAAAUCCUAAAAUUUAUUGGUAAGAAAAUAUAGAAAUAUAAUUAAUAUGAGAAUGCCUUAUGUGUUUCACAGCUUAACUACCAUAAGAAUAAAAUGAAUAUUGGAAGUUCUCUAUCAAUAGCUCAUUCCUUUCUAAAUUUUAAAAACUUUCUAAUCAUGAGUGGAGAAAAGUGAAAAAUCUUUUUUGUUGCAUUUUUCAUACUUUAAAAUACUUUAAAUCCACUUUAUUUUUUAUAUAGCUGUAAGUAGUUCGGUUUAUGCAUAGCUAAAAUACUAUAUUAUUAUGUUGUACAUUAAAUUUUUGAAUUUAUUUUGUUCUCACCAAAACUCUUAUUACAGCACAACUUAUUCAGUAACUAUUUUCUGAAGCUAUUUAUGCACAGUUUUGGACAUUUUAUAUUUUUAAUGUUAUAAGCUUGGAUAUAAUGAGUCUUUUUAUACCCCGACAUCCAAUUUGGAAACUCUUUACUUGAUCUUUUUAUAAUAAAUUUAUACCUGCAUAUCUUUGCAUCUGUACCAUUUUAUUUAUUUA
Messenger RNA from Mirounga angustirostris (Northern elephant seal), 2463 nucleotides. RefSeq names its product zinc finger protein 383-like. The transcript is spliced from 5 exons. Gene Ontology annotation, molecular function: RNA polymerase II cis-regulatory region sequence-specific DNA binding; DNA-binding transcription factor activity, RNA polymerase II-specific. Bases 103 to 1848 code for a protein of 581 amino acids. The record is from RefSeq and is a predicted model, not a curated record. Gene Ontology annotation, cellular component: nucleus. Gene Ontology annotation, biological process: regulation of transcription by RNA polymerase II. NCBI's taxonomy places the organism in Eukaryota, Metazoa, Chordata, Mammalia, Carnivora, Phocidae.